Molecule: messenger RNA, 402 nt
Organism: Blastomyces dermatitidis ER-3
Lineage: Eukaryota; Fungi; Ascomycota; Eurotiomycetes; Onygenales; Ajellomycetaceae
Exons: 2
Coding region: 1-402 (133 amino acids)
Source: RefSeq, a predicted model, not a curated record
AUGGAGGUGGGAUUUUCUCGAAGUGAAGCAGCACUAGUCUCCGAGCUAUCAGCAACGGUCGAACCGGGCUUCUCCUGGCUGGGACCCGAAAAUUUCUCGUUUUUGGACAACAUCUCUCCUUAUAGCAACUUCUUCACCCCAAGGAACGAAAAUUCACUGAACAGUGUCGUAAGCAAUGUUGGUGGCGCUUUGUUCUCGCCCAGCUCCUCCACGAGAAUUAGAAACUACGAGCAGAAGGGAACGCAAGUAACAGUGACAUCUCCGAUUCAACAAUUGGCAAGCCUUAGUGUGGCAAUGUAUGAGUAUGCCUCUAAUCUCCCAUCAAGAUGUGAAGCGAGAGCUGGCAAACCAACACGCUUUGUCUUUGAGGACCUCUUCCAUCUCACUCUUGAGCUCAUGUGA